AUGGACACAAAAAGAACUCUGGUUGAUAAGAUUGACAUAUUUUUCUUACUGAAGCAACAAAGACUUGUUACCAAAAGGGAAUUGGAAAUGGUUCUUCCUAUACAAUCUUACGAAGACUACAGUACAAACUAUUACAGAAGAAGAGUGCCUGAGGUAUUUGACAAAAGCUUAGGAAAGGAAUGGUUUAUAUAUAGAUACUUAGAUAAUUCCUUUUUUGAACAAAGGAGAAAGACCAUUUGUAAUGUUCAUAGCUUCAAGAUAGAAGGCCCAUGCAUAAUAGCAAGGAAUAUACCAGAUAGCAUGCCCGGAUCUGUUAUAUACUCUAUUUUCUCAAAAUGUGUAAAUCUUGAAAGAUUUUGGAUCCAGCAACAAACGUCGCAAAAUGGAUUUUCAAGGCUAUGCUAUAUUAUCUUGCAAAAGGAAGCAAACACGCAAGACUCGAUCAAGUUUAUGAAGUCCAUCCUAGAUAAGGGACUGGGUGUUCAGCUUGAGGAAUUCGACAUCUCCGGAGUGUCAGAGCCAGAAAUAUCGUUCGAAGAUGAUGACUACCAAAUGUCAGCAUCAAUAUUUACCUCUCUAUCCAGGAUGUUUGAUGUAAAUGAAGAGGAGGUUCUGGAAAAGUAUGCAUCAACACUAGAAGACAGCUCUACAGAGAGGAACACUGCGAAGUUCAUCUGUGGAGCACUCAAGAGCAUAUUUCUUUACUGCUACACAUGUGCACACCAGUAUGAUGAUCCUCUUGAAAUGAUGAUGGGUUGUAGAAACCACAAAGCAACCGAUACAGCCACAAGAAGAAGAGAGUUCUUAGCAAACUAUCGAGGGUUUGGAUAUCUUCAUCCAAAGACUAAGGAAGAAGAGCUUAACAACAUGACAACAAUCGUUAAUGAAAACCACUACAAGUGUGGAUUCUGUGGAAAGUCAUUCGAAAGUGAAAAGUUUAUAUUCAACCACUUCAACAACAAGCACGAAGAUGAAAUCAAGAGAAUCGAAAAAAGCAUAGAGGACUUUAAGAAAUUUCUUCAGAGAAUUGAUUGCUUUAUGCUAGGAGUUAUCGAGGGAACAGAUGACGACAGAAUUCCGAGGUUCAUCCUCCCUAACAUAAAGGAUGAUAGAAUAGUAUACGACAUGGGAUGUGUGUUUAGUGGAGAAAUAGUCAUUAAUAAAUGA
This is a messenger RNA of Encephalitozoon intestinalis ATCC 50506, 1167 nucleotides long. RefSeq lists its product as uncharacterized. NCBI's taxonomy places the organism in Eukaryota, Fungi, Microsporidia, Unikaryonidae. The transcript has a single exon. The record is from RefSeq and is a predicted model, not a curated record. The coding region runs from base 1 to 1167 and encodes 388 amino acids.